ACUUUGAAGUUCUCCUGGAAACCAAUGACGUCGCAGCCGUAUUGAAUUCCUAUUGGUCCAGACCGGCCUCUCCCUCUCCCUCCGUCUCUUGUUCGCAGGUUUCCUGGUCAGUGCGUCUGAUGCUCGAGUCGGAGUCACGUCUCUGUGGAUAAUCUCAUCGAGCUGUUCUUCUGAAUACAUCGAUAUGAAGGCGCUAACGGGGCUGCUGCUGUUGGUCUUUGGUCACGGUGUGUCCUCAGAGUUUGUUGCUGUUGGGAUGGUGGAUGGAGUUCAGAUUGGAUACUAUGACAGCAACAUCCAGGGAAUAGUCCUCAAACAGGACUGGAUGGAGCAGUACACCAGAGAUGACCCCGACUACCUGGAGAGGCUAACUGGAAGAGCUCAGGGUGACCAGCAGUGGUUCAAAGUCAACAUUGGGAUUCUGAAGAAGAUCUUUUACCAGAUAGGAGGUAUCCACAUAUAUCAGUUGAUGUAUGGUUGUGAGUGGGAUGAUGAGGAUGAUUCUACUGAUGGUUAUCUCCAGUUUGGUUAUGAUGGAGAGGACGUCAUAUCGUUGGACCUGAAGACCCUGACCUGGGUCGCUCCAGUACCUCAGGCUGUCAGCAUCAAACGGAGAUGGAAUGAGGAUAAAGCUCGAUUACAAUUCAAUAAGUACUUCCUCACCAAGCAGUGUGUUGAUUGGCUGAAGAUGGGCCUGGUCUAUGGGAAGAGCACUCUGCAGAGAACAGAGCGUCCGCGGGUGUCUCUGCUACAGAGGAGCCCCUCCUCCCCAGUGGUGUGCCAUGCUACAGGCUUCUACCCUGACAGGGUGGUGGUGUUCUGGAGGAGAGACGGCCAGGAGCUCCAUGAGCAGGUGGACCCCGGGGAGGUCCUCCCCAACCACGACGGGACCUUCCAGGUCAGCGUGGACCUCAACCUCAAGGCCGUCCCACAGGAGGACUGGGGGAGGUACGAGUGUGUGGUCCAGCUGAAAGGCACCGAGGACAUCUCCACCCCCCUGGACCCCGCCCUCAUCAGGACCAACUCGGAGGAUCAGAGUGGCAUCACCAUCCCCAUCAUCAUUGGGUUCCUUGUUCCCCUCCUCGCUGCUGCUUCUGCUGUUGUUGGAGUCUUUGUGUACCAGAAGAGGAACGGUUCUGACACCAGCUCUGAGAACACUGAGGGGCAGAAUCCGGCUCCUGAGGCCCAACCUCUGACCACAGUUCAAAGUUAAAUCAUGAAGAGGCUUCCUUAACCAGGAUGGAGUGGAUCGCAGUUCACUUAUAAUCCUUACCAACAGGCUUGGGACUUCAGCUAACUAAAGAUGCUAUAUUUGCUAAAUUAAAUAACAUUCAUACUUAAAUUUAUUUUGAUAUCAACCAUUAACCUGUAAGAAUUGUAAAUCAAUAGAUCGCUGUAUUUGUAGGGCGCACUCACACUAGCCCUAAAUCAACGUGCCCAAGUCCGCUUCACACCUGUACCGUGCUCAAGUCUAGAUCGUUUGGCUAGUGUGAGCAUGCCGACCGUACUCAAGUACAGUUCAAAUCCGUGACCCGAGCACACUUCGGAGAGGUGUGCUCGGGUCACGGUACAGAUGCUAAUUGGCCGACAUGCGCACACGCACGGCUACGCAACCAGAGCUGGAUGACGUUUUACUCCAUUGCCGUGUUCCAAUACCCGUACUUCCAUGAGUAUACUUAAAGGAAGUACACUACCUGCACUAUCCGUACUCACUUGAGUACGCUCAUUUUUUAGAUGUGAGUGCUGUUCCAAAUCGAGUACUCUGUGGUGCACUUACCGGAAAUGACGAUCACGACUGCCGCCAUGGCUCCUCCCCCGCAAUAAACAUCCCGCUUUGAACGGUGAACUCUUUACGCCUAGCAGCUAUAAAAAGCUAUAAAAACUACAAAAUGACUCUAUUAAUGCAGGCUAUAAAUGCGCCGACUUUGGCUCAGCCUGGCUCCGCCUCUUCCGCUACGUAGCUAAGAUAGCUGUCGUUGAGUACGGGGAGUGUCCUUCGAUCCACACUUCACGAUUAGCCCGUUUUGAGUACGGCAUCCGGGUCCUUGAAGUAUACUUCUUUUCGCCGGAUCUGAAUUGGAACGUACUGUGUACUCAAAUUUUGGCUAGUAAGUGCGGACAGUACAGGGUAUUGGAACACGGCACAUGUGACCCUUCUUUCCCAUUGAACAAUAAACAUGACGGCAAGCG
Gadus morhua (Atlantic cod) is the source of this 2190-nucleotide messenger RNA. Its product is annotated as major histocompatibility complex class I-related gene protein-like. The transcript has 7 exons. The record is from RefSeq and is a predicted model, not a curated record. Bases 185 to 1213 code for a protein of 342 amino acids. Lineage: Eukaryota; Metazoa; Chordata; Actinopteri; Gadiformes; Gadidae. Gene Ontology annotation, cellular component: external side of plasma membrane. Gene Ontology annotation, biological process: immune response.